AUGAUUCCCUCAGUCGCCGGCACAAAUGGUCAGAUUCAACAUACCAUUAACCAGUCUAAUGCAAAGGGUUCACCCUUCACAGCUGCCUUUCCUGAUAUGUCUCAAGAUUCUCUCAAAGCACCCGUAGCGCAAGAUACAGACUCCGACCGGGAGCCAGACUGUGGGCUGCAGGCAUCGAAUGCUGAAUUUCGCGAACAAAAGGCCGAAGAGUCGAUAGAAAAGACCAAGGAACAGAGGGGCUGGAGAAAGGUUAUCAGAAACUUCACUCCAUCAUGGUUCUCGGUCAUAAUGGGCACCGGCAUUGUAUCGAUACUACUCCACAAUCUUCCCUAUAACGGAUCAUGGCUCUACUGGAUAUCUGUCAUCAUUUUCGCCUUAAACGUGUUCCUCUUCAGCGUUUUCCUCCUCAUAUCAAUCCUGCGUUACACUAUAUAUCCGGAAAUCUGGUUCGCAAUGGUUCGCCAUCCAGCACAAUCACUCUUUCUUGGCACCUUUCCAAUGGGUCUUGCGACUAUCAUCAAUAUGAUUGUCUUCGUUUGCGUCCCCGCAUGGGGAACCUGGGCGAUCUACCUCGCUUGGGCAUUGUGGUGGGUGGACGCUGUGAUAGCCGUCUUCACCUGUUUCUAUCUCCCAUUCGUGAUUAUGUACUUCCACAAAACCGAGCUUUCUACAAUGACAGCGGCUUGGCUGUUACCGAUUGUCGCAACAAUCGUCGCGGCAGCUUCCGGAGGUGUUGUCGCUGAAGUCUUGCCUAACCCUAAUCACGCCCUGUGGACCGUUAUAGUAUCUUACAUCCUCUGGGGCACCGGUAUCCCUCUCGCCAUGGUCGUCUUAGUAAUCUAUUUCCAACGCCUCACCGUACACAAGCUACCUGCACGCGAGGUCAUCGUUUCCGUAUUUCUGCCGCUGGGUCCGCUGGGCCAAGGCGGCUUUGGCAUUAUGCAGUUGGGGAAAGUGGCUCUUCGCGUCUUUCCAGAGACCCACACACUUGACAUGGCUGCCGGAAAUGCCGGAGAAAUUUUGUAUGUUGUGGGCUGGUUGAUAGCGCUCAUCAUGUGGGGCUUUGCCAUCGUCUGGCUUUUCUUUGCGCUCGCCAGCAUCAGCCGCAGCAAGUUUCCGUUCAAUAUGGGCUGGUGGGGCUUUACUUUCCCGCUUGGUGUAUUCACCGUUUCAACGACGACACUAGGGAAAGAGAUACCGUCGAUGUUCUUCGAGGUGCUUGGUACAAUCUUCUCCAUCUUCGUGACGCUGCUCUGGAUCAUGGUCGCUUGUGAAACUGUGCGCAAGCUCGCUAUGGGAAAGCUUCUGUUCGCCCCAUGUCUGAAAGAUCUAGAAGGCAUCCAGCAGGCGCAAGCGAGAAAGCACUUCGGAGAAAAGGCUGUGUGA
Messenger RNA from Letharia lupina, 1386 nucleotides. RefSeq lists its product as uncharacterized. Gene Ontology annotation, biological process: transmembrane transport; sulfite transmembrane transport. Gene Ontology annotation, molecular function: sulfite transmembrane transporter activity. Lineage: Eukaryota; Fungi; Ascomycota; Lecanoromycetes; Lecanorales; Parmeliaceae. Bases 1 to 1386 code for a protein of 461 amino acids. The transcript has 5 exons. Gene Ontology annotation, cellular component: plasma membrane. The record is from RefSeq and is a predicted model, not a curated record.